CUGACAUAAUAUGCCAUACAUGACAGUAACACACAGCUGAUUUUAUAUUAUACUGCUAAGGAAUUAAAAAUUCAACAAUUUUUUGCGAGGGAUUGUAGUAGUUCUAGUUUUAUAAUUUAUCGCCAUCGUCAUGCAAACCAUGACAACAACAAUAGAACCUUCUGUGUUACCGCCAAAGUUUUCGGCAGGACCAAAGGGUUUAGGAGACCCUGAUGAUAAAUCAUUAAGAAAAGUAGAAACCGAAGUGUUAAUUCCAAAACUCAUGCGAGAAAAAGCGAAAACCGAAAAGUGUAUUUCAGAAGUAGCAGAAUUCAACGCAUGUGUGAAAGAAUCUUCAGUUUUUAUGGUUUUUAAAUGUAGAAAAGAAAAUAAUGUCAUGAAAGCAUGUUUAGGAGAUUGGUAUAAAAAUGAAGAUUUCAUUAAAGAAUGUACAGAGCAAUAUUUAACAGAGAGAAGCGAAUAUAGAAGAACAGGAAACAAAAAACCUGUAAAACGGGCCUAAUUUAAACUUGUUUAUUCAUAUGUUAGCUAUUAGUGUAAGAAAAAUAAAUGUUUUAGUCUUCA
Molecule: messenger RNA, 564 nt
Organism: Zerene cesonia (dogface butterfly)
Lineage: Eukaryota; Metazoa; Arthropoda; Insecta; Lepidoptera; Pieridae
Gene: Cmc1
Product: COX assembly mitochondrial protein homolog
Exons: 2
Coding region: 131-502 (123 amino acids)
Cellular component (GO): mitochondrion
Source: RefSeq, a predicted model, not a curated record